This is a messenger RNA of Diversispora eburnea, 3555 nucleotides long. The record is from the annotation of a GenBank genome assembly. NCBI's taxonomy places the organism in Eukaryota, Fungi, Glomeromycota, Glomeromycetes, Diversisporales, Diversisporaceae.
AUGAACUCAACAGAUAUCAUCUCGAGUUUAGAAAGUAUCGAAACUUUUGAUUCUUUCGAUACCGUCGUAGCGAAUGAUCAUUAUUUACAAAUACAAAAUCAAUAUGUUAAUAAUAUGAACAAUCCUCCAUUACAAGUUCACCAAACUUUAAAUAGUUUAUUGACAAGUGAAGAAUGGCAAACAAAUGGGGAUUUAACUUUCUUGAGGGAUUUUCAUCUAUUGGAAAUGCUUUUACAACAUUUAUCAUCAUUGGAAGAUUCUGUACAAUCUCAAGUGAUUGAUCGUUUAAUUUCUUUCACCGAAUAUUGUGAUAUGAAUAAAUGGAUUAUGUUUAAAGCGAAUAUUACUAGUGAAUUAUUAACUUCAAUUAUUUGGAGAUCUUGGAAUAUGAAUGAAAUUUCCGAAAAGACAAUGAGAUUAUUGGAAAUCAUAUGUUCUUAUUCAGUUAAAGUUUCUAACGUAAAGUCAAUGUUAAAUAUGAUUUGUAAUAAAAAUGAUAAUAGUGAUGAUGAAGAUAACUCUCAACAUCAAGAAGAUUCUGCAUGGUAUCAAGGUGCUCUAUUAAAAUUAUUAUAUUCUAUUGCGCCCAAACAAAAUACUUUGGAUUUUUUCUAUUUUAAAGGAAUUGAAUCUGGUAUAGAAUUAUCUGCUAUUGAAAAAUUUCCUCAAAAUGGUUAUUCUUUCUUUACUUGGAUAAAAAUGGAUCCUAUUCCUUCACCAAAAGAACGUAAGGAACAUGGAAAUUAUGUUCCAAGAUUAUUUUCAUUCUUUAAUGAUUUUGGUGAUGGAAUAGAAGCUUAUUUUGAAAACAAUGAACUUUGCUUUCAAUGUAAAAAAGGUGAAAUUAUUUCAAAAGUUAUUAUGAAUACUUUCAAAUUUACUCAAAAAAGAUGGUAUUUUAUUUCUAUUGUUCAUCAUCCGGAAAAGAGAGGUUGGACAAUUACUCCAUCUGAAAUAAAUAUUGUUGUAGAUGGUCAUAUUUAUUUCAAUUCUCGUUUAGAAUAUCCUUUAGAUUAUUAUCCCAAAUUUAUUACCCCUUUUAGUUAUUGUUCUAUUGGUGCCAGUAUGUCUAUACGUUCACAAUCAAAAGGUUCAGAUGACGAAUCUUCAAAUUCCUCAACUUCCACUCCUUCUACUGGACUUUAUAACUGUUUUCGUGGUCAGAUGACUGCUUUGUACAUGCUCAAUGAAGUACUCACAAUUGAACAAACUAGUGCUAUCUAUGAACUUGGUUUAAAUCAUUCCACUCAAUUAGAAUUAGAGCAAAAAAUUGAUAACUCAACAAGUUGUUGUAAUCUAUUUGAUGGAACUCUUAGUUCAAAAUUACUUUUUAAUUUUCAUGUAAAAGCUUCUUCAGAUCAAAAAUGUUUUAAUUUAGCACCUUAUUCUGUUACGACACCUAUUAAUGCCACUUUAUUUGGUAUAGAAAAAUGUUCCACGCUUAGCUUACGUAAUGCAAUACAAUGUUUAGGAGAUGUAGAAAUUCUUUUUCCAAUGAUAAUGAGAUUUGAUGAUGUUAGUCUUCAGGCUCCAUUCGAUUCUCAGGAUAACUUUUUUUCUUCGGUAGGACCAUGUAAAGCUUUUUUUGCUCUUUUGUCAUCAUUAUUACAAUCUAAUACCAUAAGUCAAAAUCAUAUUAUCAAAUCUCGUGGAAUUAAGAUUAUUGGUUUAUUAUUACAACAAGUUGGACCAAGGCAUCUUUCUAUAUCCGCAUUUCAAAGUAUGAUUGGAUUGGCAAAUAGUUUAGAAGCAAAUGAGGAUUUAACACGUGAAAUUCAUUCACAUCUUGUAUUUGAAUUUCGUAUUUGGAUGUAUUCAUCAAUGGAAAUUCAAAAAUAUUGUAUAGAAUUUUUAAAGAAUUUUAUUGAUGCUAGAAAACAAAUGUGUCGUGAAUUAUUUGGUGUACAAUUCAUCUUAGACACACUUUCAUGUAUUUAUUGGUACAAACAAAGUGAAAUUUCUGAACCACAUAGGCAUCAAUCUGCGGGAGUCACUAGACCAAAAUCAUCACAAAUAAAAGAAUUACGAGGAAUUUUAUUAAGUAUUAUUAUUAGUUAUUUCAAAGAUGGAAUUUAUAAAGAUGAAGUUUUAGGUAUAUUUAGAAAUUUAUUGGCUGGUGAUGAUGAUGUUCAUAUGUUUGAAAUUUUAACUUUAUUACUUGACUUGUUGACUAGUAAAUCAUGUAAAAGUAUGGUUGACAUUUUUGCAUCUUAUAGAGGAUAUGAAAUAUUAUGUGAACUCUUAAAGAGAAAGGAUGAAAAUGUUAAAUUAAUUUGUAUAAAGAUAAUUACAUUCUUAAUUAAUAGUUCACAUACACCACCACGAAUUGUUAAGAAACUUCGAUUUGUUGAUACGGAUACAAUAAAUUUGAUAAAAUUAUUGGAUGGGACACCAUUCACUUUUCGAAUUUAUCAUGGUUUAUUAUAUUGGGCAUUAGAACAAUUUUAUCCAUAUGAUUUAAUUGAGAAAGAAGAUAUGGAAUUAUCUCAAUUUGGACUUCCCAAAAUUAAAAAUGUUCGCAUAACAGUUGUCAUAUUAUCAUUAUUAUAUUCCGAAGGUACUAAACAAAUGGUCCAAUGUAAAGUACUUGAAGAUUUGGUUAAAGUAUUUGGACAAAACAUAUCAAUUUGUGAUGAAUUAUGUCGAAUAUGGAAUUGGCAACGAUAUUUAAUUCGUUUGGUGCCGAUGUAUAAUGGUCAAGAAAGAAUUUCUAACGAACGAUUAAAUAAAGAUACUGCUGAUUGGGCAUUAGAACUUUUAGCUACGGUGAUAUGGAAUAUGUUUGAAGUAGAUCGUAACGCUUAUAAGAUAGUUGAUGAAACUAUAUUAUACAUAUGGACGAGCGAACGUCCAGAUAGCAUAGAGACUAUAAGAGCGUUACUUUAUCAACUACUUUCUCUUAUUACCAGAGAAAUAAAACUUUCAUUAGUAAAUUCUUUUUCCCCCACAAAGUUGGAAAAUGUUAUACGAUUAACAACUUUGACCGAAGAAAUUUUAUUUAAUCAUAGAGAUUUGUUACAGAAACAAUCUUUAGGUAGUAACGGUCAAAAAGAACCUUUAUCAAGUAGUUACUCACUCCGUUCUACAUAUGAAUAUGUCAUGCCGUCAUUUAAUAUGAUGAGAUUUGAAGAUACAGUGAUUUCAAAUUUUCCUGCAUUCUCAUCUAUACAAAGAAAUGAUGAUGUAUUUCAAAGUGCAAGUAACCCUUGGGAAGAUAAUAAAGAUUUGACAGAAAUUUAUUUGGAAAUUAUUGAUAUGUUAGAUAAAUCAGGAAAUUGGAGAAUGGAAGUACCUAAUCGAAAUGAAAUUUCACCUGGUGAAAUCUGUCGUAUGGUGAUGCGUGCAUUAAUUGCUGGAAUAACGUUACAAGAUCAUAAAUCACGAGAAAAUUCACUUGAUAAAUUAAUGGGAUUUGUUGAGAGACAUGUAAAAGCUCCGGAUGUAUUACCAUUAACGGAACAAAAGACAUUUGAUGAUUUUUAUUGUCGUGACAGUGAUUUAUUUAAACAACAUAUCUUAAUGGUCUUGGGUGAAGUUCAUGAUGCAUUUAUGUGA